GCCUGUGUAAUGUGUAUGUGUAAUGUAAGCCUGUAUGACAAGGUGGUGACACAAAUGUAUAUUUGGGAAAGAGGGACAGAGUUAACACCUAUACCUGAGCUGGACCAGGGGCGGACUGACAACUCAUGGGGCCCCCGGGCAAUAGGGGAUCAUGGGUCCCCUGUGUCCUCGCCCACACUCAAACCACACCCAAAAAAGCCUAUGAAAGGUACCAGGGGCAUCUCAUGGGGCCCACUACUGACCCCGGGCCCUCGGGCAGUGCCCGACUUUCCAAAU
Messenger RNA from Staurois parvus, 276 nucleotides. The record is from the annotation of a GenBank genome assembly. Lineage: Eukaryota; Metazoa; Chordata; Amphibia; Anura; Ranidae.